Anopheles darlingi is the source of this 1747-nucleotide messenger RNA. RefSeq names its product armadillo repeat-containing protein 6 homolog. The transcript has 4 exons. Gene Ontology annotation, molecular function: protein binding. Lineage: Eukaryota; Metazoa; Arthropoda; Insecta; Diptera; Culicidae. The coding region runs from base 131 to 1528 and encodes 465 amino acids. Gene Ontology annotation, biological process: hematopoietic progenitor cell differentiation. The record is from RefSeq and is a predicted model, not a curated record.
GGAAGUGAGUCGAAAUCUACCUCACAUUCCAUUCAAUAACACGACAAACAACGCACAGCUGUGAAGGGAGAUAGGCGAAACUUUCACAACUCCUGUACCACCAACACAUUUCGGAAAAAAGAGAAUUACGAUGGCGAAGGUAAUCACGCAGGAGACGUUCGACGAGGUGAUGAAGGAGAACAUCGUGGAGUUUUCCAUGUCCGUGGAGGAAGCCCGAGAAGAAACUAUCAAGCAAUUCGAGGCUCAAGGCAUUCAUCUGGGAAAUAUUAUCAAGGAUUUGAAACUUAAUCCAGAGACGGGAGUGCCCGUGCUAAACGAGAGUUGCGAGCAAUUGAAGCUGAUCGCGGACCAGACUAUUAAUGAGAAUGAGGCAGAGAAAGUGAGCCACCAGCUAGGAGUGAUCAUUGAGGAGUGCAAGCAGAGUGUUCCACAUCGUGUGCUUGCGGCUAAGCUUGGUGCUUACGAGUUUGUUGUAAAGGCACUACAUAGUAACAAGGCACUUAAUGAUGAGGUUCGACUAAAGUUUAUAGCUACUGCGAAUGCUAUCAUCAACAAGCAGCCUGAUGUGUUCGAUAUCAUCUCACUCUCGGUUGUUCUUGAGCUGCUGAAAGGAGCUAAAGACCAGCAAAUCAUAUGCGAACUGUUAAAAUGGCUGCAGAAAGCGUGCCUUUUGCAUGAAAUGAAUCGCCAAACAAUAAUGCAGGAGACGCUUACCGUUACGACGCUCAAAGCGUUGCUUAGCCGUAUCGAACCGGAAAUCAUCCGAAAUGCGUGUAUGCUAUUGCGUUUCUUGAUUCUAGAUGACGACAUACGCGUGGAAUUCGGCAAGGCCCACGAACAUGCCCGUCUUUUGGCUGGCGAAAUGCUGACCGAAAUCACACAGUUGCUUACCACAUUCAAAUCGGACCAGGACAUAGUGUGUGAGUUGAUCCUUACUAUCGCCUCACUAACGGUUCGCAAUGAAUUCUGCCAAACUGUGGAAGAAGCAGGUGGAUUAAAGUUUCUGCUCGAUGCGAUGGUGGAAUUCGACGACUCUGUCAAGGUACUACGAGAAGCAUGUAAAUUGCUGAAAGCACUGGCCGGCAACGAUACGGUAAAGAAACAGAUCAUUGAAUGCGGAGCAGCGCCACUCCUCGAAUCGGCCCUUAAUCGUCACAAGAGUAACGAAACAUUCGCUCGACAUGCGCUGGUGUGCCUAUCGACCCUGGCUUUGCGUGAUCCCGGCAACAGUAAAGCGCUGUUCGAAACCGGGAUAGCGGAGACAAUCGUACAAACAAUGAAGAUACAUCCCACUAGCAAGGUAGUGCAACGGAACGGUGCCUGGGCCAUUCGGAACAUGGUAUCGCGGUCGCGUGAACAGUGCGAUACAUUCAUUGUACAUGGCGCGGAAGAGGUUCUUAACAAGGCCUUGACCGAUCAUCCCAGCAUUGCAAACGACAUCAAGUCUGCAUUGCGUGAUCUGGGAUGUAAGGUGCAAUUGAAUGAGGAAUGGAAGCAGAGCGAGAAGCUGCAAAUUGCAAAUGAUUAAAGCAAACAAUUCGAACGAUAGAUUCAAUUGAAUUGAACAGUAUCGCUCUUCGUGCUACUAACAUUAACUAAUAAUUGUGACGCACAUAAAUGCUACUCGGGUUGUUGACCCCAUUUGCACUGCCUAUUUAUAAAUUCUAACGUAUUGUAACAUGUACCGAAUUUCCUUUAACGUAUAAACGGGACUGUUUAGUUUUGACUGAUUGCGGUGCUUUAUCAA